Messenger RNA from Aspergillus sclerotioniger CBS 115572, 1421 nucleotides. RefSeq lists its product as uncharacterized. The transcript is spliced from 2 exons. The coding region runs from base 100 to 1113 and encodes 337 amino acids. The record is from RefSeq and is a predicted model, not a curated record. Lineage: Eukaryota; Fungi; Ascomycota; Eurotiomycetes; Eurotiales; Aspergillaceae.
CCUCUUACCUCAUCAUUUGCUCCCUAGAUUGAGAACAGACUUACAGUUAGUCAUUCAUUCCUUACGAUCAGUUCAGAUUCCCUCGCUGGGACCCCCAUCAUGCGCCUUCGCUCUCUUUGUGUGACGGGCAUCUGGCUGGCCAGCUGUGCUGCCAGCCCUGUCCCGGAUCAUCCUGGUGACGGUACCCAGACGGCUUUGCAGACAGCGCCCGUGGUGACCGGCCAUGAGAUCCAUAUUCCUUGUGCAAAAGGCCCCGGGCCCGAGAGCAACCAGGAGGACCCAUACCUGGCGAUGAAAUUCCGGACUGAAAGCAAUGCCCUCUUCGCCAACGAUGUCUCCAUUUUCCCAGCCUCAUACCCAAUGCACCUGCCUGCGACCCGGCACCAGGGUCCCGGCCAGGGUGUGGAGGAUGUGCUGCUGCAAUAUGCCGUGAAUAUCGAUUACAUUCGUCCGCAUCUGGAUACUUUGGUGCAAGAAGUCUACCAGGUGGAGGUCAAACUCUUCGAUGUGUCUGGUCGCCCCGCCACCACCGAUAUUGUGACCGUUCGACUGUCCCGGCAGCAGGAGGGGGAGUUGUACAUCUCCCAGAUCACGGUGGACCCACUCCCUCAGUACCAUGAUGCUCACGGGGAUGGCAACCGUCUCUGGCAUGUCAAAUACUGGAAGAUGAUCAUGGCCAAGUACCAGGCCUGGCGACAGACGAAAGGGCACGGACAGUUGCAGCCCGCGAUGCUAUCGCACGAAGCCAAAGAAAACCAGCCAAUGCCGACCGACGAUAAGGCUCACACCCCGGAAGGGUCUAGUCCGGCUGAUAGAGCAGAGACCGUGUCUCCGUUUCGGGUGUUUGGCGUAGACAGGUCUCCCCGACCGGCUGUGUUGCGUCCCAGUGGUCACCAUCGAGACUUCUGGCGACUCGUCGUCCCUGCUAUUUUCCCGGCACUUCUGGGGGCGAUGGCCGGCCUGGUGGUGUGCAUGACGGGCCUGGUGGUGUGGAAGAUAGUUGCGUGUACAUGUGUCCGGAUGCAGGGUCGGAGAUGUCGGAGGGCCGGGGGCUGCCAGCUGGAGAGACGCGUCUGGUCGGAGAAGCAGCGGUUGUUAGAUGAGAUCAGCUGAUAACCUAUCUACCUAGGGGUAUCUAUCUCAGGCCAGCCUGUUGGGGUCCGACGCGAUAUUAAUUCGUGGGGGCUGAGCUGCUGUUCCUGGCCAGUCCGAAUGUAUAGCAAUGAUUCCUGCGACAUGCCAAUAAUUGCAGCAAUUAUUUUUGAUCGACCACUAGUAGGCCAUAGCAGUCUGGGUGGGUAACUGUCGUGAAACCGAGGGAGUCAGGAUGGGAUUCUAGACCGGUUGGGGGCGGGUGAGCAUCCUACGGGGGCUGAGCAGAAUCCUAGUAGUAGUCUAGUCCAUAAUAAUUAGUUCUUAUC